AUGGCUCCUAGAUCGACUAAGAAUAGCAACAAGGCCGAUGGUUCUUCCAGCAGGGAGAUAUCUACUCUCCAUGAGGAAGCCGAAGCCGCCCACAUUGACCGAGAGGAGUUACCUGUUGAUGAUCAGCGACAGCCUGACGGUGGAGCACCCAUGCAUGUUCGUUCAGCAGCAACGAAUGAGGGGAACACCGAAGCCAUCAAUGUCGGUACUGCCUUGAAGAGCACCUCUCCUGAUGACACUGAUGACAAUCUUGCACAUGGCGAUAGCCCCUUUGAUGACCCCUUCACAGCAGCUGAAGACGGGGGCUAUGUCACUCCCUUUGAAGAUGAUUAUGACGACCUACCUCAACAGCACGAGGAGGUGAAGAGCUUGAAGACACAGAAGCGUGAGGGUACCACCGAGGUCAUGACUGAGGCCAGAGCUGCCACUAGACUACCGGUACAGCAAUCACGUAUGCCCUUGACUAGAAGACCUGAUGAUUUGAAGUCCCAGACUGGGACUAGUCCCCCCCUUGUAGGCGACCACGCUGGUCCGACAAGGAGAUUGCAAUCUGAACAUAUUGAUCGACCUGGUGCCCAACCAGCUGACUAUUAUGACUACCCCUCUCGACGUCGAGCUGCAAAUUGGUACGAUGAUGGUGUCUAUGCUGACGGUGACCACACUACCUCUAGAUCGAGCAGAUGGAGCGACGCUGAGUGGGACGAUUGGCAAGAAAAUCAAGACCGACAGAAGAUCUCCAAGGUCAUCUCUGAUGUUGAAUGGAUGACUCCCGUGCUUGGGAAAGGCAAGUACUGGGACGGUUCAGUUGAUGGCCCUGACAGCAUUGCCUUGAGCGAGUUCCGGUAUAAGCUAACUAAUAGCCCUGACUACGAGUACCAGAACGAGUGCUGCAAAUAUUUUAUUGUCAGACGAAACCUUUCUGACAGUAUAAGAAAACUGGUUGAUGUCUACGAGCACAACAGCGACUUACAGCCUGCCAGCUAUCAUCAACCCUAUCGCCCGAAUAGCCGAUAUUGGUCUGAUCGACGAAAGCAGCUAUGGACGUAUCUUACUACGGUAUUCGGUGACUCUGAUGGUGGAUUCUUAGAAACUCAAUGGAUCAACAUGUACCUCAAGAAGACUGAGCGGUUCAUUGACUUCUACGCCACACAUGAAUCUAUUGCUAAGGAGUUGGCUCGCACGAGAGGAUAUAAGACCCUGACUGAGCAGGAGAAGAGGAGCCAUUUCUACAAUUGCUUACCCCCUAAAUUGAAGGUUCACUUGGACGAGCAAGGUUACUGGACCCCCGGUGCGGUUGGUUAUGCUAAAUUGGUGGUUUUGGCUCAGAGUUGGUGUAGGGUACACUGGGACAAGUCUGUCUCCGUUAACCAUGUGGACGUAACUGAUGCUACUACUGAUGACAAGGUUGCCAGAGAGAUGCCUUCUGACCCACCUAAGCGCUUUGCACAACGAACUCGACCAGGAGAAGGACAAUCUGCGUUCUAUGCUGCUAGGCUGAGAGUUCGAGAAGACGAGACGAUUCUCAAUGACCCGAGAAAUAAAGAGAUAUUGCAAGCUUCAUGCGGAAGAUGUCUAGACAACUCCGGUACUCACAAGGCCGAUACAUGCUGUGCUACUAUGAAGUACAAAGAGGACCGAUGCAAGUUCUGUGGCCUGUUUCACAGUAUCAAGUCGAAGUGUCCUGAGAAAUAUGACUCCUAUCAAAAGAAGUGCUCUCGCUGUGGACGUGUAAACCAUGGCACUAUGGCUUGCUUUAGCAACAACCCUACGGUUCAAGGCCUCUCGGUGGUUCUUAUUGAUAACCCAGGCAUGGGUACUAGCCACUUCAUCGACUUCGAGAUCAACGACUGUCAGAAACCAUUACGAGCAUUAUUGGAUAGCGGAGCUGCCAUGAGCGUUAUCCACGAGGCCGAAUUGACGAAGAUUCCUGAUGUUGUUAUACAACCCACCGACUUGGUGGUGCGUACUGCUGAUGGAGGAAGCCCAAAAGUAACAGGUAUCGUCCGGAACCUGAAGCUGACUUUCGCCGACGAUACAGUGGUCUACGAGAGCUUUGUUGUGGUCGACACUCCACUAUCCCAUGCUAUUUUGCUGAGUACGAAUGCCUUACGAGGAGUCGGAGCUGUCUGGUUUAUGACUGAUAAGGAUAAUCUGAUGUUGCUUGGAGGAGACGCCAAGUCCUUCAUCGCUGCACAGAGACGACACCGUGCUGCCAGGACCUACUCACCACAGCCCAUUGACUAUGGUGUCGUUGAGAUCUGUGACUUGGUUGUUGAGCCCCCUAAACCAGGAGCCCCUCGUAAAGAUGCCUAUACUUCUAUGACUUCCAUCCCCAACGACGUGAUGGAAGAGAUGAUCAUUAGCAGUUAUCCACAGACUGAGGACGAUGACGACCUCAUGAACAAAAAAGGCCUCACCGCUGACCAGAAGGUGCAACAGACGAAGAUUGCACAAGCCAAAGACAUUGCUACUGAAGACACGAAGCCCUUCAAGUGGAAAUUGUUACCUUCAACGCCGAAGAGCCGGCUGGGACGUUUCUGUUUGGAUGUGCCCUGGAUUGAUGAUCGACGACCUGAUGGUAGACUAAACGGCAUGGCCAUACAGCGAGCUAUUGCCACUGACUCAAGACUACGUGAUAAAGAACGUGCUGCCUAUCUGGAGGUUAUCAAGUCACUAUAUGAUGAAGGUUAUGUUCGACACGAGAGGCGUGACAACAUCGAGCACUUGAUACCGAGCUUCCCUGUGGUGAGACCUGAUCAUGCCACUACUAAGGUGCGAUUGGUUACUGAUGGAAGCACUGGCCUAAAUCCUCUAUGUCGAGAUGGACCUAUUAUGAACGAUGACCGACUCGGUAUGACCCUUAUGAGCAACCUCCAUCUAUUUAGACUGAGUCCGUACGUGAUCCUAGAUGACCUUCGACGUGCUUUCUAUCAAGUCAAGAUUGAUCCCGAGAACGAACCCUACUUUGGGAUGGCUAACAAGUACGGCUCUGAGAUGCUAUACGGUGUAUGGACGGCCAUGGGUUUCGGAAGCAACUACGCUCCGAGUGCUCUUGGACAAGUGCUGACUACCAUCAUUGAAUUGAACGACUUUCACCACUCGGACGACCAAGAUGUCUCGAUCCUCGGCGAGGUGGCCCUACAAGUCUUGGAUGACUACAACCUAGCCAUCAACCACGCUACCAUAGCUGAUGAAACACCUCCGAUCGAGGUUGACCAUAAGAUUAUUGCUUCUAAUGAUGCCGCCCAGUCCGACGAUACUACACUCCGUUCACAUGUAAGCAUCUAUGUCGACGACGUGCAGUCCAGAGGGGAUACUGUUCCUCAAGUCGAGAGUAUUGCCCGCAAGGUCAUGGGUGGACUCCGAGACCAUGGGUUCGAAGACAAUCCAAAGAAGAGGAUGAAGAGUUGGUUGUCUCACGAAGGCCACUACUUGGGCUACGGUGUGAAGGACGAUUAUAUGUUCGUCGACUAUCGACCUGACCUAAAGCUACUCGAGAAGAAGGGAAGAGAUUUGACUCGACGAGAAGCCUUUCGCCUGAUUAUGGCCUACUAUGACCCUAUCGGUUUAGGAGUUGAAUUUGCUGGACGUCUACGAUAUCUAGGACGACAAUGCUACCAACAUUCCACUUCGUGGGAUGCUAAGAUCAAUGAAUUGGGAUCCAUGGGUAUAACAGUAGAAGUCAGACACAUCAACGGUGACAAGAACCCGGCUGAUGGCCCUAGCAGACCCCAUGGAAAUGACGCCCCCUCCCCAAUGACCAGAACUGAAGUCCAGCAUGCUGUUGCUACUGCUUCUAUUGCUACCCUGGACGUUGUCUUCGACCCCCAUCUGACUGAUGAGAAAGAUGAUCUGCAAGCUGUGGAUGGAAAUCCACCUAUAUGCAAAGUGAACGUGAUCGACAUUGAGCAUUUCUUUGAAGACGAAGAGAUCAAGCAUUUACAAGAUGCUGAUGGGAGGUUGUCGACUAUUAAGGCUACUCUAAGAAAUGUGCCCCUAAAUGAGAGGCCAAAUGGUAUGAGAAUGUAUUGCCUCGAUGAGAACAACGUCCUGUACUUCACCGGUAUCACCUCCAUAGUCGACAAAUCAAGAACGGUGACCCCGUUGCCUGUGAUACCGAGAUGCCCGAAGGUACAAGAAUGUCUACUUACACUACAUGAAGGAGAAGGCCAUGUUGGAGCUGCCAAGCUACUUGCUAUCUAUCAACAAUGGUAUUUCACCCCCAAGGUGCGACAAGUACUACGACGCCUGCUACAGUCCUGUCCCGUAUGUCAACGUACAAGGGAAAGAGCCUGUACUCGUCGAGCAGGAGGAGUUGUUCGACCUCCUGGACUACACUUUGGUGUUGGCAGUUGCUAUAUACUAGAUCUACAAGGCCCUUUUCUCGAGUGUGACGAUGAUCCUGACGUCCCACAGAAGAAGUGGGGCUUGACUAUGACUGAUCCAGUGUCCUUCCAUGUGUUAUUCGAUGUCCUCGACAACCCGAGCACUGGUGCCGUGAUUGACUCGGUUCACAAGAUUAUUGCUAUGAAUGGCAUUCCUCAGGCCGUUGUCAUGGACCCGGGAAGUUGCUUUACUUCCAGUGAUUUUAAGAUGUACCUCAAGUCCCAAGCUAUUGCCUAUACCUACCUACCACGAGAUGCUCAACAUCUUGGAGGCUUUCAUGAACGAGUACAUGGGACUAUAUUGCAACAAGUGAGGAGUCGGUUGACGAGAGCUGAGCUGCAGGAUGAGCCCAUAACCUUCUUAACUAUCUAUAGUGAAGCUGUGGCUAGUGUGAACCGUCUCCCAUUGACCGACUUUGGAGGACUAACCCCCUUCGAAUUAUAUCAUGGACGACGCCCUCGUUAUUUUGCUGGUUCCUGCACUGGUGAGGAUGCUAGACUAGGUCAACAACUUAUUGAUGAAUGGUUGCCCGGCCUACGACGUGAUGAACUAGAUGUUCUAGAGUCUGACCUACAAAUGCUAUGCGAAGAAAUCUAUGAGCGACGAUGCCAAAGUAUGACUGACUACUUCGACCUCUGGAAGGAGCGAAAUGAUAGAGUUCGUCAGAGGAUGCAACGAGCUGCCCAACAGCGAGGCCCUGAUCCGACUAUUGAUGUAGACGACAAAGUCCUUAGGUUCCGUACAAGGAGCCACAAGCAAGAGAGUGGUUGGCAGGGUCCCUAUAUUGUCACUUGGAAGAAUCAAGAUGGUACACUUUAUAGAUUGAAGGGCGAAGAUGGUACCUCUCUACCUUAUGUCGAAGGACGAUUCAAUCUACGCAAGUAUUAUGAACGAGACGAGCAAGAUGAUCUACCUCCGUAUGAUUCCUACGAUGAAAAUGGUGUAAUCCCACCGGAUGAUGUCGAGGUCGAGCACGACGGCGAACUCGAAGAUGCCGACGUUACCAACCAAGACCAGUAUUGA
Messenger RNA from Perkinsus marinus ATCC 50983, 5409 nucleotides. Its product is annotated as gag/pol/env polyprotein, putative. Gene Ontology annotation, molecular function: nucleic acid binding; aspartic-type endopeptidase activity. The record is from RefSeq and is a predicted model, not a curated record. NCBI's taxonomy places the organism in Eukaryota, Perkinsozoa, Perkinsida, Perkinsidae. Gene Ontology annotation, biological process: DNA integration; proteolysis. The transcript has a single exon. The coding region runs from base 1 to 5409 and encodes 1802 amino acids.